This is a messenger RNA of Cordyceps militaris CM01, 933 nucleotides long. Its product is annotated as GNAT family acetyltransferase Nat4, putative. Gene Ontology annotation, cellular component: nucleus. The coding region runs from base 1 to 933 and encodes 310 amino acids. Lineage: Eukaryota; Fungi; Ascomycota; Sordariomycetes; Hypocreales; Cordycipitaceae. The record is from RefSeq and is a predicted model, not a curated record. The transcript is spliced from 3 exons. Gene Ontology annotation, molecular function: histone H2A acetyltransferase activity; protein N-terminal-serine acetyltransferase activity; histone H4 acetyltransferase activity.
AUGGGCGUGUCCCAGGACAGCCAACGACGCGUCUUGCGGCGCGAGCAAGUGCGAGCCGUCGAAGCGGCCCUCGGCGCCGCCAACGCCCUCUCCAACGAAGCCUUUGUCUCGGAAUACCUAAAACCCGAUGAGGCAUCGUGGCCGCGGUGGACGCACCCCGCGACGCGGCAGGACUACGCGCUCAGCCUGCGGUCGCCGCAGGACAUGGCCGAGGCGGAGCUGGCGGCGUGCUUUGCGCUGGUUGAGCGCACGAGCGCCGCCGAUUACCGCCGGGCGGCCGCCGGCUGGCACCCGCUGGCGAAGCGGGCCGAGAUGCGCUCGCCGGGCCUGCGGUACGUCCUCGUCCGGCGGCGGCACGCGGCCAGCAGCGGUGAGAUUCGCGCCUUUGCGUCGUUUAUGCCGACGUGGGAGGACGAGUUUGCCGUCGUGUACUGCUACGAGAUUCACCUGCAGCCCGAGCUGGAGAGGUACGUUGGGUGGUGCAUGGCUCGUGUUCCCAAUUGGACUGGCUUCGAGGUCGUCUCGUCUUCUUCUUCUCCCCGGACAGGCUUGGGCGGGCUGCUCAUGGGCCACGUCACGGCGGCGGCGGACCGCAUUGGCGGCGGGCUGGACAAGACGAUGCUGACGUGCUUCGUGUCCAAUGCGCACGCGCGCCGCUUCUACGAGCGGCUGGGGUUUCGGGUUGAUGCGAGCUCGCCGCGCCCGCGCCGGCUUCGGGACAGGCUUCUCGAGCCCGACUAUGUGAUCCUGAGCCGGCCCACGACGACGGCGACGCGGCGUGGGGAUGGGGUGGAGGAGCAGGAGGAUGCGGCGCUGGCGGACGAGGGGCACCAGCAUAAGAGAGCAAAAAAACACGGCGGUAUCGGACGCGAGCAAAAAAAAGACGAAGAAAACGAUAAAAACGACGCAUCACUAGACAAGGGCCCGUCUUGA